Messenger RNA from Prinia subflava (tawny-flanked prinia), 4814 nucleotides. RefSeq names its product ALK and LTK ligand 2 (gene ALKAL2). The coding region runs from base 315 to 797 and encodes 160 amino acids. Lineage: Eukaryota; Metazoa; Chordata; Aves; Passeriformes; Cisticolidae. Gene Ontology annotation, molecular function: receptor signaling protein tyrosine kinase activator activity; receptor tyrosine kinase binding. The transcript has 6 exons. Gene Ontology annotation, biological process: positive regulation of ERK1 and ERK2 cascade; positive regulation of ERK5 cascade. The record is from RefSeq and is a predicted model, not a curated record.
UUGCCAAGUGGACUUUUAUUGUUUUCCACCCACUUCCAAGUCGAUACUAUCUGCCGUCUCAUGUCCAUCCUAUAGCCUAUAUAAGCGGCUGCGCUGGGGCUGGCGGCGAUGGAGUAGUUUGUGGAUACGGCGGGAGCGCAGGGACGGGAGGGGAGCGGGCGGGUCAGCAGCGGAAUACUCGGACUCCCUGCCGCUCGCGGGCUGCUGCCGUCCGGGGAGCGGCUCCCGGGGGAAAGACACCUCGGCUUCUGGGACGGAGACAAAGUGAAACAGGAGACCUCACAUAGCUGCGGAUUCUUCCUCUUCAUCCCCUCAUGCCCUCUUCAGGUCGGACUGCAAUGAGUGGACUGAGGUCUUCUGGGCUGCUGGGGCUGGUGCUCUUAAUGCUUUCAGCAGGAUACUGCAAAGAAAAAACGGACUCCACAGAUUUGAAGGACAAGCAAAGUCUCUUAAAUCUCAUCAUGGAGAUCAUUCAGGAACUGAAAAGGUACCACCUGGAGAAGGACAGUGGGAUGCAGUACUUCUCCAAGCACGACUAUAACUUGGAUCGAAGGGAAGUGGCUGACUAUGGAGGAUACCAGGACGAGCAGAGAGUUGAAAUAGUUCCCAGAGAUCUGAGGAUGAAAGACAAGUUCUUGAAGCAUUUAACAGGUCCACUCUACUUUAGCCCAAAAUGUAGCAAACACUUUCAUCGGCUUUAUCACAAUACAAGGGACUGCACCAUCCCAGCAUAUUAUAAAAGAUGUGCCAGGCUUCUUACUCGAUUGGCAGUAAGCCCUAUGUGUAUGGAAGGAUAAAGAUGUUAUUAUCAUGACAAGAAACACCAAGAACCAAGAGAAGUGCCUUGGAAAACAACAGGGAAAUAGAACUUACUACCUUUUAGCUGAUUCCAUUGUGAACAAGAGAUUUAUUUUUGCAGAUUGACAGACUACUUCCCAUAAUUCUUUUAACAUGCAUUUUGUAUGUCAUCAACAGUUUGCAGAUUGACAUUCUCUACAGUAGCAUAACUGCCAGUAGUACUUCAUGCUCCAUGACUUAAAAACACACUACAAUUGAUGUGUAAUGCUGCCAAAAAUUAUGUAAACACAAAUAUUUCACCAAGAAAAUUCAUGUUCUGUUGCUUAAUUAUACAGUUUUAAGGAAUGUUUGUUUGUAUAUCUAGAACUACUAAAGAUCUGCUCCACAGUAGGUGUGGUCACUUGAUAUCCUUCAUGCUUAUACAAUUUUUAAAAAGUUUGGUUAAAACAGACUUGCAUUGGGGUCACAUUGUACCCUAGAGUACAAAUUGCAUGACAAGCAGAAAUGUAAUUCCAAGUAGACAUACUUUUUGGGACAGUGGAGCAUGGAUUUUGUACACAAACACAAGCUGCCAUUAAUUUACUUUAUAUAAUAAAUGUAUAAAACAUUCCAGCGAACGUGCAAUAUGUAAAUACUGUAAAUAACAAGCGUAAGUAAUAAAGUGUUUGGUAUUAAGUUGUUCUCAGUUUGCUUUCUGUUCACUGAAUCCAGGUAAAUAAACUGGUAGCUAUUAUCAUUUAUCCACAUUUAAACUUCCUUCCACAAAGCAUAGGAAGGUGUACUCACUUCAGAGUUCAGUAUUCUGGACACCGUGGAUUUACAAGAAUGGACAGAACUGUGUUUUAAACCUGCAGAAUGCCCAGACUACAAGGCUGCUCAAAUGCUCUACAGCAUUAUAAAAUGGAGUAUUUUUUAAGACUAACAGAUGUUCUGAAGCUUUUGUUUGGGGUUUGGGUUGGGGAGGAACUUUUUGGUUUUUAAUAAUGUGCAGUCUGUUCAUGAUACUGACAAGGCAGUCUAAUCAGAAAAUAUCCAGUAAAUCAUUUUACUAUUGUAGAAUUUUUAAGGAGUUAGUGUUACUCCAAAAACCUUGACACACAUUUCCCUUACUUGCUUAAAUCAGAUAUUAAAUCCAGUUGUCACAGUAAAAUGACUCAAACAGGAAGAAAAUUUUUAUGUGCAAUCUAUAAAUCCACGUAUUGGGGUUGCAUGGCCAGGUUUUGGUAGUGGAAGGGCUACAGGGAUGGCUUCUGUGAGCAGCUGCCAGAAGCUUCCUCCACGUCCAGCAGAGCCAGUGCCAGACAGCUCCAGGAUGGACACACUGGGCCAAUCAGAAAUGGUAAUGGCUGUGGGAUAACAGCUGAGAAGGGAAAAGUGAUUGCACAGUUGUAAUUGCAGCCAGAGCAGAUCAGGGUGAGAACGUGAGAGGAGCAGCUCUGCACACACCAGGGUCAGUGCAGAAGAGGCAGGAGGUGCUCCAGGCACCGGAGCAGAGAUUCCCCUGCAGCCCCUGCAGCACAUGGAGAACCACAGGGAUGCAGAGAUCCACCUGCAGCCCUGGAGGAGGCCAUGCUGGAGCAGGUGGAUGCCUGAGAGGAGGCUGUGACCCUGUGGGAGGCCUGUGCUGGAGCAGGGUCCUGGCAGGGACCUGCAGACCUGUGCAGAGAGGAGCCCAGGCUGGAGCAGGUUUGCUGGUGGCACUUGUGACCCCAAGGGGGGCUCAGGCUGGAACAGGCUGUGCCUGAGGGACUGCACCCCAUGGCAGAGUGGCCCAUGCUGCAGCAGUCUGGGGAGGAUUGAUGCCUGUGGGAUGGACUCACAUUGGAGUAGUUCAUUGAGAACUAUCUCCUGUAGAAGGGACCCUAGUCUGGAACAGGGGAAGGACUCCUCUCCCUGAGCAGCAGCAGAAACAACCUGUGAUGAACUGACCAUAACCCCCAUUCCCACCUCCCUGCACUGCUGGGGGAGGAGAAGUGCUGGGAAGGAGGGAAGGGGGAAAGGUGUUCUUAAGGUCUUAUUUUACUUCUCAUCACCUUGAAUUUGUUAGUAAUUAAGUAAUUAAUAAUUUCAGCUAAAAUCCCCAGCUUGAGUCUGUUUUGCCCAUGACACUGUUUGGUGAGUAACCUCUCCCAGUUCUUACCUCAACCAAUGAACCCUUUUUAUUUUCUCUCCCAUGUCCAGUUGCAAAGAGGAACAAGAGAGAAGCUCUGGUGGCUGCCUGGCAUCCAGCCAGGGCCAACCUACUACAAAGAAACGCAAGUAUUUCUAUCUUUAUACUGGCAUUUAUAAUUCCCAUUCUAUCCUCAGUUUCAACUACAAACUGUAAAACCAAACACAACCCUCCCCACCCUGAGAACUACAGGAGUUGAGAUUCUGGAAACUGACACUUCAGAGCCUUCAGCAUCCAACUCUUCAGAAAAAAAGGCAGAAGUAGAAAAUCCCAUCCUGGAACAUGGCUGUAUUUAGCAGGGGAGAAGUACAUAUUUUUAUUUGCUUUCAGUGAUGACUAAAUGCUAAGUUCUAUGUCUCAAUGGCUGUAAUACAUGCUUGCAGAAAACCUGGUUGUUAAAGGAAUCAGCUUCUACAGGAUUCACUAAAGCUGCUCAUCCACACUAAACGUGGUGGGACUCUGCUUCCCUGAGGUUCCACUGACCAGACCACAGGCUAAUACUUAACAUGGGAGUUUAAAAUAUUGUUAAGCUUUUUUUUUCCAGGAGGAUACCCGAAAUCUAAACAAAAACCUUCUAGUAAAUCUUAUUGUAAAAGGGAAAUAGCAACUUAUUUAAUGAUUUAAUCAAUUAAUAUAAAGAAAUUAACCCCGUAGAAGUUUUCUCAAGAUUUAGCAGAAGUCAGCAUGCUCUAACAGAAAACACACCUAUGCUAUAGCACUUUUUUUAGUCUUAACUUUACCACUUAAAAUAUAACAAGCUGUGCGGGCGGGGAGGGAGAAACAGGAGUCAGUUCUGUAUUUUUUCAUUCAAAAUUACAUUUUUCAUGAGUGGUAUUUUGGAUGUGUGAACGCUUCGUCAUCUGCAUGAUACACGAUUUGUGUCUUAAUCCUGUGUUCACUGUUUCUCUUUGAACCCAAAUAAUGGUUCUGUGCAACUGUCGUUCCCAAAGGCAAUCCCUGUUCUGUAUUCUGGGCUUCCACAAAUUUGUAAAAAAUACUAUCGUGCUCCUUUCUCUCUUCCAUAAAAAACCUACUAAUUAUAAAAAUAAAUCAACCAUUUUAUUCCUCCUGUAGAGGUAAUGAAUUAUUAAGUCACUAGGUUGCUUGCUGAAAAUCUGUCUGUCAAGGUUGAGACUUCUAAAAUGUGAACUGAAUUUAACACGAGUUUUGACUUAGUAUCACUUUACAGGAAGAUUCCUAAGCCUAGUGAAGGUAAACAACCAUAUCCUCUUAUUUCCUUUGUUAUCCCAGCAGCUCAAAGAUUUAAGACCUUUCAAUCUUAGCUUUAAUAUGCAGGAAACUAUAGGCUGAAUUCCUACCUUGCCAUGAAUGAGAAAGCACCAACCAUCAUGUCGUCAAUCUUAUGAGUUAUUUUACUUUCCCUAGAAUAUUUGAAAUGGUCAUUCAGGCAGGGAAUAACAUUAGAUUAUGCCUAAAUACUUCCACCCUUGAGAUUAGUGAAUAAAAGCACAUUUGGGAUGUUUUGUCCCUAACUGCCCAUCAUUUUCUCUCACUUUACUUUGUCAAAAUAUUAAUAAAAGAAAUUAAAAAUAAUUUUUCCAGAGUCAGUACUUAAUUGGAUCUGAAAUAGUGUAUUACUCUUUGUCCCUGAAAAGUGAAACAGCUCUUAGCUUGCAAUUCCUAGCUUGUUUUUUAGAAGUCAAAACUGAUAGUAAUGCAAUAAUGCACAUUCUGAUUUCUGUAUUUAAGUAUUCCCUCUACCUUUCCUAAGCAGGUUCUGAAGUUGUAUGUCUGAUUGAAAUUUUAGCACAAAACAGAAACCUCAUUAACACAAACACAUCUAUUCUACAGCAAAAGCCCCAAGAAACAAUCCCCAUUGUGAAGU